Haliotis rufescens (red abalone) is the source of this 619-nucleotide messenger RNA. RefSeq lists its product as uncharacterized. Bases 163 to 516 code for a protein of 117 amino acids. The record is from RefSeq and is a predicted model, not a curated record. NCBI's taxonomy places the organism in Eukaryota, Metazoa, Mollusca, Gastropoda, Lepetellida, Haliotidae. The transcript has 4 exons.
CUGGUUGCAAAUAACGAUUAAAAACAUGCAUGGAGUCACGUGGUGUUACCUGCUUGCUGUGCCAUCUGUCAUAUAAAUGACAAGAUAAAAGGGACCGCCCUUGUUCGUCUCGCGUCAGUUCGUCAGCAACCUCCGAUCUUCACAUCAGAGUUCCAGUACGAGAUGAACGCCCUUUGUGUAUGGGUGACUGUGGGCUUGGCGUGUGUGCUGUUUUGUCAGACACUGGGUGCAGGGGACAAGUCGAGUGUGAAGAAGCCAGAAGAGGUUACCGACUGUCUACCGAUCAAAGAUCCACGCUGUGUGAAUUCAUCCAGCACAGCCAACAUCAAUGGCGUGAGGUUCUGCUGCCCUGGGUCCGGAUCUAUGUCGACGAGCACGACGAAUAACAACGGCGUGCAAACCCAGUCGUGUAAAUGUGGCGGGCCCGUCAAGAUGCCGGAGAUGCCGGACUUCCACUGGCCCCGGAUGCACAACCCACUUCCGUUCGACAACAACUGGGGAUGGAAGUUCAGAUAAAGGAUCUGUUUCCAAGCUCCACUCCGUUAUACCCAGACGUCUCUCAGCAAGCUUAGCAUUGCAAUGUAUUAUUUGUCAGUCUUAAUAAAUCAUUUGAAAUGUU